Molecule: messenger RNA, 3222 nt
Organism: Aspergillus heteromorphus CBS 117.55
Lineage: Eukaryota; Fungi; Ascomycota; Eurotiomycetes; Eurotiales; Aspergillaceae
Exons: 3
Coding region: 1-2994 (997 amino acids)
Source: RefSeq, a predicted model, not a curated record
AUGGAAAGGAACCCCAAGCGACGGAGCACCGGCUCGCAGUCGAGCAACCCUUCUUCCCUGCGACACUGUUCCUACCCUUCCCCGACCUCCUCUUCGCCCCCCAACACCUCGUCCCUGCAGCCCGGGCGCAAGUUGAAGCAUAGGUCCGCCCCCCCGAAGCCUCUUGCCCUCACCCGGAUCAAGGGAACCAUCACCAUGGAUCCCCCGUCGCACCUGAGUUCACGUCCGAAAUCCUCAGAAAUAUCUUGGUUGAAUGACGCAUCCCCCAUGUCGGCCACUCCCAGAACUGCGACCCCCCGAACGCCGCAGCGAUCCAGGUCCGGUAGGCACAGCAAUAACCCUACAAAUGCAGCCAUGUCGAGCGUGGGGGGCCAGACGCCGACUGACAAACGUCUGUCAGGAACCCCGGAGCCCGUCCCGCCGCUGGUGAACCCGUCCUCGGCUCUCCUACAGGAUCUGCUCAACGAGCAGCGUGCGACGCGAAGCUCCAAGAGUGCUGCAUCAGAAGACAUGAAACCGUCCGCUCCCCGCACGCCGGAACGAUCGCACUCCCGCUCCCAGUCCGGAUCUCAAUCACCGGCCCAAUCCCAAUCUCGAUCCCAGUCACAGGAAGAGGCGGCCUCAGAGAAGCAGCGGAAGAUUCAGACUGCGCUGUCUUCCGGGCAGAGACAGCCGCAUGAGAUGGGGAUGCGUGAAAUGGGCGAGUAUGUCUCUAAACUCAACAAACAAAACUUCGAUUUGAAGCUCGAAAUCUUCCAUCGUGUGCAGCAGAUGGGCGCCAUGGAGAAGAAACUGCACCGGAUGGACAAAAUGGAAGAGGAGGUGCGCCGUCUGCACAGGUUAGAAGAGGAGCUACAAGAGCUCCGGGACGCCGAGUCCGACAACCAGCGACUGCGCGAGUCCAACGAACAGCUACGACAGGAGAUUGACCGGCGGGACCACGCAAUCACAGAGGCCGUCGACAUGAUCUGUUUCCUGGAAAAUAAACUAACCCGGCCGCAGCUUGGUGCGGACUCGCGACCCUCUACGGCUCGUUCGUAUGACGAUAGCCCCGGUGCUACGACCCCAACGCAAGCUACGACGGUGGAUAUACCGGAACGAACGUCUUCAAAGCGAGCCAUGCUCUCACGGCACCGUCGGAUAUCCCCGGACUCCCGCUUCCUCAAGCAAACACCGUCGUUCUUGUCGGAUGUGACCAAGGGUGCCACAGCCCUUCGGAGCCUGUAUGUCCCCGCUGACACCCAGUCUCAUUCUGCAAUGAGCGAGAUCACGAAGUCGGAGAGCUUGCAGUCGAUGACCGACACAAUGGAUCCCCCAUCGCCGCGACUCAGUGCUUUGAGCGAAUGCAGUGAACUGUUUCCCCCACAUGACGGCGAGAAUGGGCUUGAUCAAGUCGACAUCUCGGUCAAAAAGCGAGACUCGACUGACAGUGAUGGAACAGAGGAGGCCAGGCAAAGCCAUAUCGACCAUUGGGUUCAACCCCAACGCGACAUCUUCUUGGGUGAUGUCCCGGGACAGGAGAUGGGACCGACGAAUCUCUUCAAACAAGCCGACAAAUCCAGCUUCGAGAGUGGCUCAGGUAAUGGUUCGAGUCAGAAAACACGACUGGAGAGUGUGUUUGGAAGUUCUGGGCUCCCCCCUACGCCAGACACCAUGAGCACCGCAUACGCUGGGCCGAAUCGCUCCAAUGGCAGCAUCGUAGCGGAGAAGAGCUUUGUUGACCGCGCUCUGGCCAUGAGCUAUCCACUUCGUCGUCCGCGCUCUGCAGACGAGCUUACAGCCAAACGGAGCUCGGGAAACAGCGAGGUUGUCGAUAGUGUGGUCGCUAACGUGGGCGAUGUCCCGCCUUCUGGAACCAGCCUUGACGGGGACGAGUCGCCUACUUUCUUCCCGCUGAAUAGCAUCACAUCCCGAGAUGGCCAUCUAUACAGCCACACGCCAGUCGAUAUUUCGCGGUACAGCUCCUACGGUCGAAACGAAUUACUGAACGGACAAGGUCUCGAGAGGGUUCUUUCGAAGCUCGACAACAGCUACUACGGCUCAAUGGCACGUCGCGAGUCGCUACAGGAAUCCGCCAGCUCGUUGUCUUCAUCGCCACCUCUGACUCCCCAGGAUUGGAUCGAGGCAGCCAAACCCCACCCCAAUGGAAGAAAGCAAUCAUCUGACCUGCUACAAAUUCCGAAUAAAGCAGCAAGCUCUCGACUUGGCGCACGGACUCCCAGCCAGUCUUCCUUCCUGGGUCGUCGACACAGCAUCGACUCCAACAUCCGGGACUCGGACGUUCCUAUGAUCCCUACGCUUGACCUGCGCUCAUUGGACCAGGGUCUGCAAACCGAGGAGUCUGACGAUCGCCGGAUGAUCGGCCGGAAAAUCAGCCUUCGACCUCCCUUUUUCGCUCGCUCCGCUCCCCCGCGUCGUCUCCAGCCUUCUCUCCUGCCCGAAGGCAUGGACAUUGCUGAUGGUGCACCCGCCCCGGUCAUCCACAAAGCGCGAAACCCGGCACACCCUAAGUUGACUAAAAAGAGCCACGCCGUCGACGAUGGCCCUGGACCUACCACAUCCACCGAUACUGUCACUCAACGAUCGAUCCCCCAUUCCUUCACCGAAUCCGGCUUCCUGAACAAUACCGCCAACAGCAACAACAGCAAUAACAGCAACACCCGACCCAACAGCAAAGACAACGACAAACACAAGAGACGCAGCUCUCUCGGCAUCUUUGGAUGGAUGAAGGGAGCCAGCGGGCUGGGCAAGAAAACUGACGGCGAUCAUCAUCACAAUCCUCCGGCGAAGUCUGCGGCCGCCCCGCCUCCUCUCGUAUCCGCUAUGCGGAAGACAUCAGAGUUUUCUACGACUUUCCCGGAGGCAACCCGGACGUUUGAUGUGGGGGCCAUGAAUAUUGCCAUUGAGGACUUUGCGUCGAAGAAACCGCGGGCCGAGGAGGAUGAGCCGGGACGGAGACCGAGGUAUAUGGAUCGGAGGUCGAGGAGGGGGUAGAUUGAUAUCUAUCUAGUUGUUAUGCUGGUUAUGCUGGUUAUGAUAUGGUUGGUUGGUUUUGAUGAUUGUCUUUCUGUCUUUCUUUUUCCCUUUCUGACAUAUCGUCGUUUAUUCGCUUGCUGGUUUUAUGUUUCGUGUUGUUGAGUCAGUCUGUUUGUGUUUGCUUUAUCUAUCAUGAUACCCCAUGAGUUAUUCACUUACUUACUAUCUAUCUGCCUUGUUCUCUUG